This is a messenger RNA of Syngnathus acus (greater pipefish), 2016 nucleotides long. It is a transcript of the gene il12rb1, whose product is annotated as interleukin 12 receptor subunit beta 1. The transcript is spliced from 13 exons. Gene Ontology annotation, biological process: cytokine-mediated signaling pathway. The record is from RefSeq and is a predicted model, not a curated record. Gene Ontology annotation, cellular component: signaling receptor complex; external side of plasma membrane. NCBI's taxonomy places the organism in Eukaryota, Metazoa, Chordata, Actinopteri, Syngnathiformes, Syngnathidae. Gene Ontology annotation, molecular function: cytokine binding; cytokine receptor activity. Bases 436 to 1848 code for a protein of 470 amino acids.
AAUAACUUCUGAUACAUACUUAUCGGUAAAGUUGUCAACAUGGUGAAUUUUUUUUAACGUGCCCAUUCAUCUCCUAUUCUGAGAACAUGACUUGUUUUCUUCAGUAAAAUCGAUCAUGACAUCAGCUUUAAGAUAAGAGAGACUCACACUCAGAUCAUUGAGGAGAAGCUCAUCACAUCUCGACGUGUUGAAUUUUGGGUGGAAGCUCACGUGGGAGGCUCCGUGUGCAAAUCGAACAAAACUUCGGGUAUACUCAACCAAAUAGUUAAAUUUGAAGCACCAGAAGACAUUUCAGUGACCUGGUUUCAAAACCACCUCAAUGUGACCUGGAAGGCUGCAGAGAAAUACCCGGCCUUGGCUGAGGUCUGGUUUCGAAUAGAUGAAACCAAGUCUUGGAAAAAGAAAGUGAACACCACAGAAUUCAGGCCCAGUAAGAUGGCAUAUCAGCUAGCUUUCGAGACCCUGCAGAAGCAUACAUCUUACCAGGUUAAGCUCCGACAUCGGACCACGGUGACCCGCACCCCCCUGUGGAGUGAAUGGUCUCCACUCAUCAUUGUACCUGCAGAGCUUGAAGAUAAGCUGGAGGUCAAUGUGACGUUGAAACAAUUAGAAGGUGCACGGAAGGUCACGCUCAUGUGGAAGCCAGUUGACCAUGCAGCAGCAGUACCCAGUGUGUCAUACAUCCUGAGGGACACACAAACCUCCGAGGGAUGUCCUUGUGAGAAGGAGGAGGAGAUCCGUCCCACCGACAAGACAGAAUACACAGACUACGUGUCCUACUCUCCGGUCAACUUCUCCGUCAUCGCCAGAAACGCAGCAGGCUCCUCCCCCGUAGCCGUCGUACACAUACCAGCAGAACCAGCUCCUCAUUUAAAACCUUGUAAUAAAAAACUAGUGGAUGCAAAACGGAACGAGACUAAUCACUGUCUCGAGUGGUACAAGCUUCAAGAUGGAGACUUGAAGCUCGUGGCAAGGAAGACAAAAAGAGACAAGAAACUUUUUAGAAAGAGCAUCAAGGACUACGUGGGUUACAUUUACUUUGAGCACCUGUGCAUCGACGAGAAACCAAAGACAGUUCAAAUGUGCGUCUAUUAUAAAAAAGAAAAUGUUCCAAAAAUAGCUCCUCAAGAUCUUUUGGCCUUCAAUGAAACGCAUAAUUCUGUUACACUGACAUGGAAAGCCAUUCCCGAAGAUGAUGCACGAGGUUUCCUAACACACUACAAUGUGUGCAGUUUGAAAAUAAAUUUGGAGAAGGAGCACAUUGAAUGUCACACUGCAGCAGCUUCCUUGUCAGAAUACCGUGUGGAAAAUUUAACACCUGUAACAAAAUACAACUUUACUGUAGCUGGAGUUACAAAAGCUGGAGAAGGUCCAAAGGCCACAGUAACUCUCAAAACACAACCACUGAAUCUUAUGAAAGGAUGGUUAAUACUUGCCUUGGUUAUGGCAUUCUUGUUCAUCUUUCUUUUAAUGGUGUGCUCGUGUACCUGGAAAAAAAUGAAAAAGAAGAUACUUGUUCCACUACCAAAGCCUCCUAUUUUGGAGUUUGCUGCUCAUCAGGGAAAAUCAGUCCAUCAGGAUAUGCUGGAGGAGAACGAGGAGGUGGUGAAUGAAGUGACACUGCACAAGUUGCUUCCAAAGGAAGAGAAAGAUUUAGAGGAGACCACCAUGUCGUUGAACAUUGACAUCAAGAGGACAAGAGAUGAUGCUCUGAGCCUUUCUUCUACCCAACAAGCAUUGAGGAGUUCCAAAGAGGAGGAAAUGACAAACAUGGAACAAGAAGAUGUGCUUGCCUUGCUGCGCUACAGGAAAGGCUUGAUCUUUGAUAUGAAGACGGACGAAUGUUAAAUUAACUGGCUCUUAUUUUGACAUGUUUGUUAUCUCCAGAAAUGUUCAAUCACUAUCUGAUUUGAAUUGACUCUAUGUGUCAUAGCAAGUCAUUUUCAACCACAGAAGGGUGAGCCGUUUGUCCCCAUAUCAUAAACUUUGAAUAAAUACUGGAGCAAAUAAAAAAGG